AUGACGGACCUACCUGAUGCGAACGCGAAGAUGGAUGUGAACGCAGCGCUGCCAAGGGCACAAAAUGCACCGGCCGAGACUGCAGACACUGUGAUGGAGGGUACACACGAGAGCGAGAAUGCAUUGAACAGCGACAGCAAUGCUGUUGCAAACCCGAGCAAACUACGAAAGUCGCAUCUUCUACAGCGGCUAUGGGAGCAAGAGCAAGAACAAGAGCAGGUGGUUGACAAAUCGCUGAAGGUGCCAUCCUUGGAUGAGCAGGCGCGUGAGAACUUACGGCGUUCGAUCGCGUUGGCCCUACAACACGUGGGCUUCCAAGCGGCGACGACCGAGGCUCUCGAAAGCUUUUUGCUCAUGACCGAGACGUAUUUACAUUCUCUCGCCAAGGACGUCGUGAGCGUGGCCCAUGCUGCCCGCCGCAGCCAGCCAAUCCCAACGGACUUUGACCUAUCGUUUGCCCGCUUCAAUCUGACCACAUCGGCCCUGCGGCCUCACCUGCGGAAUCCUGUGGCCAUGUCCAAGCUUGCACCUGCGUACUUUGACCCCCUGGCGCGGCUGGAGCUUCGCGGCCAAGAACGCGACCUGCCACUGUUGAGCGAUGAGCUGAGUGGCAAGGCUGAGAAGGAUGCAAAGCCUUACAUUCCCGAAGGGUUCCCCGAUUUCCCUAGCAUCCACACAUACCGGCACACGCCCAUUGACGUCGACACGGUCACCGUGCAGGGCAUAGGCAUGCGGUACGAUGAUGGAGAGCCGGUGCAGUUCCAGGACGAUGUCGGAGGUGCCGAUUCGCAGCAGUUACAGCUGCAACAAACAUCGACUGUCGGGGCAGCAACAGCGGCCGCCACAGCGGCCGCAGAAGCCGGAGCGGCAGGGAGCCUGCGCAGCGAUCCUAAGAGGAUCCGCGAGGCGGCGGCCGUCGAAGCGAAACAGGCUGAAGAAGCACUGCGCAGCCUCAUGCGUGCCAGCAAGAUUAACAAGCUGAAGGAGGUGCGAGCUGCAGCAGAGCGCAACUCUCUCAGCAAGCAGCGCUACUCGCUGUGGGAGACGGCUAUGCGCGAGCUGAUCGAAGAGAGCACGACCAUAUCACAGCCCAGCACGGUGCUGACUGCCGCGGCCCUACGGGAGGAGAUUGCUGACCAGAGCAUGAUGGUCAACGCCGAGAAAGCGUUCCAUCGGAAAGAGAUACCACGGAAACCAGCAAAACGACUGGCACAAAAGACCUAA
This is a messenger RNA of Grosmannia clavigera kw1407, 1224 nucleotides long. RefSeq names its product bromodomain associated protein. NCBI's taxonomy places the organism in Eukaryota, Fungi, Ascomycota, Sordariomycetes, Ophiostomatales, Ophiostomataceae. Gene Ontology annotation, biological process: transcription initiation at RNA polymerase II promoter. The transcript has 2 exons. Bases 1 to 1224 code for a protein of 407 amino acids. Gene Ontology annotation, cellular component: transcription factor TFIID complex. The record is from RefSeq and is a predicted model, not a curated record. Gene Ontology annotation, molecular function: protein heterodimerization activity.